AUUCCUGCAACCAUCCGAUCGCAAGCGCGCAUGCAUGGGCUGAUCAGGAAUUGCUUCCAGAAAACAUCCCAGGAGCUGUCCUGAUGCCGAGCCGUGAAUUGCGAGCUCAGCAUGGCAGCCCGAACAGCGCUCAGAAGAGCGCUUCCCUCGCUGAGAGCCAUCACACAUUCUGAGCAACCAGUACGAUCUACACGACUCAUCUCGACAACCGUCCCGUCGCUCGCCGCGAGCCCAUCCUCCUCCUCAUCCUCGUCCGCUCACCCUUCAAUCCCCGACUAUGCAAUUCCGGAUCCCUCACGGCCGACGCACUUCGGCUUCGAAACAGUAACAGAAGGCGAGAAGCGCGAGCGUGUGGCCGGCGUCUUCACGAGCGUAGCCGAGUCCUACGACCGCAUGAACGACCUGAUGUCCUUUGGCUGGCAUCGGGUGUGGAAGGACCACUUUGUCGCCUCGCUCAACCCGGGCUUUUCUCCCCUUACCACCGAACUCGACCCGCGCGAGCCGCAACACAUCCUCGACAUCGCCGGGGGCACCGGCGACAUCGCCUUCCGGCUGCUGCACACCGCGCACGUCGUCAACGCCAACCCCUCCGUGCGCGUGACCAUCUCCGACAUCAACCGCGCCAUGCUCACCGUGGGGCAGCAGCGCUCGACCUCGCUGCCGGCCUCGCAACAAGCAGCCCUGAGCUUCGUCGAAGCCAACGCCGAGGACCUGACCCUCACGCGCCCGCUGCACCCCUAUCCGUCCGCGCGGGAGCCGACGUCGCACGACGCGCACGGCAGGGAAGAGCAAGCCUUCUUCGACCCGGCGACGGCCACGGGCGGCAUCCCCUCGAACUCGGUCGACCUGUACACGGUAGCCUUCGGGAUCCGCAACUUCAGCAACAUCCCCGCGGCGCUGCGCGAGGCGCACCGCGUGCUCAAGCCCGGCGGCGUGUUCGCCUGCCUGGAGUUCAGCAAGGCGGACGCGCACCCGCUCUUCAACGCGGUGUACAAGGAGUGGUCGUUCCGCGCGAUCCCGCUGAUCGGCCAGCUCGUCGCCGCCGACCGCGACAGCUACCAGUACCUGGUCGAGAGCAUCGAGCGCUUCCCGAGCCAGACCGAGUUCCGCGACAUGAUCGUCGACGCUGGCUUCGUGGUCGCCGGGGACGGCUACGAGAACCUGACCGGCGGCGUGGCGGCCAUCCACAAGGGGAUGAAGCCUCGGUAGUUAGUGUAGGGUUAAACUGGAAGAUGGGAAGCUCAGUGGGUCGGAGCGUUUACAUUAAUCAGCUAGACUCCGGUCAUGUAGGACACCGGAUUGUACUGUAC
Messenger RNA from Thermothielavioides terrestris NRRL 8126, 1310 nucleotides. RefSeq lists its product as uncharacterized. The record is from RefSeq and is a predicted model, not a curated record. Gene Ontology annotation, biological process: ubiquinone biosynthetic process. Lineage: Eukaryota; Fungi; Ascomycota; Sordariomycetes; Sordariales; Chaetomiaceae. The coding region runs from base 112 to 1209 and encodes 365 amino acids. The transcript is spliced from 2 exons. Gene Ontology annotation, molecular function: methyltransferase activity.